This is a messenger RNA of Galleria mellonella (greater wax moth), 575 nucleotides long. RefSeq lists its product as uncharacterized. The coding region runs from base 116 to 562 and encodes 148 amino acids. The transcript is spliced from 4 exons. Gene Ontology annotation, biological process: regulation of synaptic transmission, cholinergic; positive regulation of voltage-gated potassium channel activity; sleep. The record is from RefSeq and is a predicted model, not a curated record. Lineage: Eukaryota; Metazoa; Arthropoda; Insecta; Lepidoptera; Pyralidae.
GUACAUAUUACCAUAGUGUGUCGAGUUGAUGAGUUCAGUUACAUACAACAAGUGAACUGCGUCCGUUGUGUUGUAAUUACAACAUUGUUUAUUAAUCUAGUGUGAAUGAGACAGUAUGGAGAUAACUAACAAAAUUUGCUGUACACUCAUAAUUUUCCUGUGUUUCAUUUACAGAGCAUCUUCCAUUUACUGUUACUAUUGUAACAGCGCCAACAAUAGCGCAUGCGUGAAUCCGAACCUUCUAGAAGAAGACAUACGCUCGCGCAUCAUUCCGGUCGUCGACUGCGAGAGAGCCAUACCCAGUCCUGUUAACGUCAACUUCUUCUGUCGGAAGAUCAUACAGACCAUAUAUCACGAGCAUCACGAUUCAGAGUUACGUGUGACUCGCGGCUGCGGGUGGGUGCGCCACGAAAAAGAAUGCUACCAAGCGAACAACUAUGACCACCUGGAGACAGUGUGCCAGUGCUUCCAGGACCACUGCAACAGUUCUGAACAGCUCGAUCCUGGUGCCACGACUCUUCUAUUCUUGACUCUAUCAGCGGUUUUAUACUAUUAUAGAUAAUUUAAGCCUUUUA